UGUGAACGUGGCUUGAGGAAUGUUUCGUAGCAUGGCGCGAGUUACGAUUGCGGCACCUCGCAGCGAUCAGGGUUAGGUCUCCCCGUGGUAGACGUCUUACCGCUAAUGUUCGGGCGAGAGUACGGACUCGCGCAGACAGACGUAGACUCGAAGCCCAGCUGGUCUCGGUCGCCAGCCGGUCAGGAGCGUGAAAGAAAAUCGUCGGCGACAUCAGCGUGACACCUCGCAUCGGCGUCCGUAGUGUCAGAGGAAGAUUAGGUUAAGCUAUGGCUAAGUACCUGAUACAGAUCAUCGUCAUGGGGACGCAGGUCGUCGGCAAGGCGUUCGCGCGCGCUUUGCGCCAGGAGAUCGCGGCGAGUCAGGAGGCGGCGCGACGAGCUGGCGGGGGGAGGCAGGGAGCGCAACACGCUGCCGCCAACACGAGAACCGGGAUAUCGUUGGACGAGGCCCUCCGGAUCCUCGACGCGGAGCGUCCCGAUCAGACGGAGCUGAUCGAGCGAAACUACAAGUACCUCAUGGAAGCUAAUGACAGGUCCAAGGGCGGUUCGUUCUACCUGCUGUCGAAGGUUGUACGCGCUAAGGAACGCAUAGACGAGGAAUUGAGGAAUCAGAGAGCAACGGCACCUCCACCUCCACCAACAGACCCGACGAGCAAUCAGGAAGCUUCUAGGCAGCCAUGAAACUCACCUCUAGUCUAAAUUUACUAAUUCUAGAAACUCUUGUACAUAAGAUAUAAUAAAUAGUGGAUUCUAAUCUCUUAAUUGAAGUGAUUUCAACAUGGCACAGUUAUCCUUUUUAUUUGGUACAUAUUUGUAACAUGUGAUAAAUUAUUUUAGAAGCGUCAACUUGAUUGAACACUUUAAACUUGUA
This is a messenger RNA of Camponotus floridanus (Florida carpenter ant), 870 nucleotides long. RefSeq names its product mitochondrial import inner membrane translocase subunit Tim16 (gene blp). Gene Ontology annotation, biological process: protein import into mitochondrial matrix. Bases 267 to 680 code for a protein of 137 amino acids. The transcript has a single exon. NCBI's taxonomy places the organism in Eukaryota, Metazoa, Arthropoda, Insecta, Hymenoptera, Formicidae. The record is from RefSeq and is a predicted model, not a curated record. Gene Ontology annotation, cellular component: TIM23 mitochondrial import inner membrane translocase complex.